AUGGCGGCACGUGCGGAAGGUUUAGGCGUGCCCCGCUGCUCUGGAAUGUUCAGAGAAGCGCUGAUGGCUGUUGCAACCAUGAGUCAGGAGAUGAUUGCCGUGAAAGUGAAUUACCUCAAGAACACAUUCAGGUGGUCAGAAGCUGAGGUGUCCAUUGCUGUUAGUCGUUCUCCGAUGGUGCUGGUGAGGUCUAAUAACAUGCUGCGGAGCAAAUCAGAGUUCCUUAUCUCUGAGGUGAGGUUGGAACCGGUAUACAUUGCUCAUCGACCAGUAAUUCUUGGGCUCAACCUGGAGGGCCGGCUCAGGCCCCGACACUAUGUUAUGAGAUUUCUUAAGGCAAAUGGAUUGCUAGACUGCGACAGGAGCUACUUUUCUGCCUUCAUGGUGACAGAGAAGGUAUUCGUGGAGAAGUACAUAUGCCCUUACAAGGAAGUUGCACCACACCUUGCUGAAGACUAUGCUGACGCUUGCAGAGGGCAAGUGCCAACUAGAUUUAGAAUUGCAUGA
This is a messenger RNA of Triticum turgidum subsp. durum (durum wheat), 507 nucleotides long. Lineage: Eukaryota; Viridiplantae; Streptophyta; Magnoliopsida; Poales; Poaceae. The record is from the annotation of a GenBank genome assembly.